AUGGACGUGAAACGGGACUCCUUUCGGCGAUCGGGCUCCUCGAAUAGGCCAGAAAGGUCGAACCCAGUGGACAUGGAAAUGAUGUCGAAGGCGUUCAUCUGUGAUGGCUUCAUGGGUUCUUCCUUCCCUUCGGCAACAUCACCGCCACCGCCACCGCCGAUCACCGAGCCGCUGGCACCCAUAUCUGCAUGAAGAUCUCUGGUCCUGGGGGGUGAUCUCCGCCCCUUCCUGAACCAGGAGCUCUCCAUGAUGCCCUCUGUCGAAAUCCUGGUGACGGGGUUGGGGUCGAGGAUCUUCGCCAGCAGCUUGCGGGCCUCGGAGGAGAACCAAGCGGGGCACCUGAAUGCCGCCUUGGCAAUCUUCCUGUACAUCUCCAUCAGAUUGCCUUCGUGGAAGGGGAGGUACCCGGCAAGCAUGACAAAGAGGAUCACCCCGCAGGACCAGAUGUCAGCCUUGGCGCCGUCGUACCCCUUCCUGUUCAGCACCUCAGGGGCCACAUAUGCCGGCGUGCCACAGGUGGUGUGGAGCAGGCCGUCCUGUCUCUUUGACUCUGCGAGGGCGCUCAGGCCAAAAUCAGAGACCUUCAGGUCGCCGUUCUCAUCGAGGAGCAGGUUCUCUGGCUUGAGGUCCCGGUGGUAGACUCCCCGGCUGUGGCAGAAGUCAAUGGCGCCGACCAGUUGCUGAAAAUACCGCCUCGCCUGCUCCUCCUUGAGCCGGCCCUUGGCCACCAGGUUGAAGAGCUCCCCACCCUUUACGUAUUCCAUGACGACGAAUAUCUUUGACUUGGUGGCCAUGACCUCGUGGAGCUGCACGAUGUUCGGGUGGCUCACCAGCUUCAUCACUGAGAUCUCCCGCUUGAUCUGAUCCAUCAGCCCAACUCUCAUCACCUUCUCCUUGUCGAUCACCUUUAUCGCCACACUCUGGGCUGUCUUGAUGUUGCGCGCAUAGUACACCUUUGCAAAGUUCCCCUGCCCCAGUAA
This is a messenger RNA of Spirodela intermedia, 980 nucleotides long. Lineage: Eukaryota; Viridiplantae; Streptophyta; Magnoliopsida; Alismatales; Araceae. The record is from the annotation of a GenBank genome assembly.